AUGGACAACGUUUUAAUAUCUGAUGAGAACCUUAAAAAACCUUCAAAGCCUGCCUACUACGGAACAGCCGGAUACAGAUCAAAAACAUCUGAUCUAAACAAUAUCCUGUGCCGAGGAUCCCUGAUAGCCUACUUGCGAUCGACAACGUUUGCAGGAAAGAUCAUUGGGGUGAUGAUUACAGCAAGCCACAACCCUGUGGAGUACAACGGGAUCAAGAUAAUUGAUCAUAACGGAGACAUGCUUGACGAGACAUGGGAAGAGUAUAGCGAUAGAAUUGUGAAUUGUGAUGAUGACAAACUUCCUCGCGAGAUGAAAAGGAUUCUAAGAUCCUGCAGUAACCAAAGCGAGCUUGGGGAGGGGGUGCAGGGACAUGUAGUUUUGGGCAGAGACACCAGAGACAGUGGGAAAAAACUAUGCGAUAACAUAAGGUCUGUGCUAAGCAAACUGAAUUGCACUGUGGACGAUUAUGGAGUAGUGACAACCCCUGAACUUCAUUUUCUUGUAAGGAGGUGCAAUGUAGAGAACAAAGUGGUUGACAAGACAGAGUAUCUAAAGAACAUUGUCUCUAACUUCUCGAGGCUGUCUUCUUUGACAAAAGGGAACUUCAAGACAAUGGUAGAUACUGCAAAUGGAGUGGCAGGAAUGAAACUCAAGGAACUGGACGAAAUGCUGGAGGGUAGGCUGAACUAUGGGAUUCUGAACGAUCCAAAGGGAAUUCUGAAUCUGGACUGUGGAGCAGACUUUGUUAAAACAAAAAAGAUGGCACCAAAGUUGGAGGUGUUUAAUUCGAGCGAGUUCUCCCCACCAUCAAAUGGGAUAUGUGCCUCGUUUGAUGGAGAUGUGGAUAGACUCAUAUUCUUCACAGGACCCAAGAACACAGAGAUAUUUGAUGGGGACUCCCAGGCAGUCUUCUUAGCUCUUUACAUAAGAUCCCUUCUUGAUAAGAUCGGAUCACGUCUUAGCAUUGGAGUAGUGCUCUCCUACUACUCAAACAAUGCGGCUGUUGAUGCUCUUCCUCCGAAGUUGUUCAAGGUUGUGAUGGCCCAAACAGGAGUCAAGAACUUUGUGAGUGCAGCAAGGAACUUCGACAUUGGGGUGUAUUUUGAGCCCAACGGGCACGGAAGUGUGUGCUUUUCGCAGGCCUGCAUAGACGAAAUAGAAAGGGGAAGCAGCAAACAUCAUACAAUUCUCAAGUCCUUGGUGAAUCUAUUUGAUCCAUGCAUUGGAGAUGCACUGGGCAACUUUAUGAUAUUCAAGGCGCUUAUGGCUGAUGCAGAUGACCUUAGGAAGUUCCGGGAAAAUCCCAGUAGACUCCUCACUGUUAAGAUAGAGGACAAGAACAGUAUUAAGGUUGACCAUAAGAAUCAGGUUAUUGAGCCGAAAGAACUCCAGGACAAGAUUGACGAGGAAGCUUUGAGCCUUGGAGGGAGGUCGUUUGUCAGACCCUCGGGAACUGAAGAUGUUGUAAGAGUAUAUGCCGAGUGCCCGACAGAGGCUGAUGCAGAUCUUCUUUGCCUAAAGGUUGCACAGCAUGUCUAUGAUAUGUGCAGAGGUGUUGGAGACCAUCCAGAAAUCGACUACACAAAUAAAUAA
Messenger RNA from Encephalitozoon intestinalis ATCC 50506, 1593 nucleotides. Its product is annotated as phosphoacetyl-glucosamine mutase. Bases 1 to 1593 code for a protein of 530 amino acids. NCBI's taxonomy places the organism in Eukaryota, Fungi, Microsporidia, Unikaryonidae. Gene Ontology annotation, molecular function: phosphoacetylglucosamine mutase activity; magnesium ion binding. Gene Ontology annotation, biological process: UDP-N-acetylglucosamine biosynthetic process; carbohydrate metabolic process. The record is from RefSeq and is a predicted model, not a curated record. The transcript has a single exon.